AAUCAGAAGUGCUUCCUUAAUUUGGUCUAUAGCUCAAUGAACUCCUAACCAGCCACUAUGUCUUUUGUGGACACUCUGCGCCAGUGGGACAUGGCUGUAACUUGUGUGGAAAGACAGGAUUUGUCACAGGCACUCAAGAUUUUCCUGGCUAUCCAAGAACCAAACUCCAAAAUUAGUUUUGACAUUGGCUGUCUCCAUCUUCUUAACCAAGACCUGGAUGCUGCUGAAAAGGCGUUUGAUUGCAGCAUACGCAAGGAUGAACAUUUGGCUGUUGCCUUCUUUCAAAGAGGAAUGACGUUUUACAGGAAGAAGAGGUAUGAGGAGAGUUUAGCUGAUUUCCAGCAUGCCUUCAAAGCACUAAGAGGCAACCAGCUAAUAGACUACAAAGCACUUGGUCUCAGAUACAAAUUAUAUGCAUGUGAGGUUCUGAUCAACGUGGCUCUGGUUGAGGCUCAGCUGGGUCACUGGGAAAAAGCCCAUGAAAACCUCGUGAAGGCUCUCAACUACAAGACAGACGCCAAGCUCAACAUCAUCGACAAAGCCUUGGACUCCGCCCUGAAACAGAAACUUUUCAAACCAGUCGAGUUCCCAUCCAAAGUGCUGUUUAAACCAAACAAGCACUAUGUUGCUGAGCUGGAGAAGAAGGACUACCUGGGCAAAGCAAAGGUCGUUGCCUCGGUCGUACCUCAGGAUGCCUUCUCUGGAUUUGCCCCACUACAGCCACAGGUUGAAGACGGUCCAACUCGUCCAAAGGAACCUGAGGUUCUAAGGGCUUUAGAAGGAGAACCCCACACCGUGCUGUUUGAGUUUGUUCCUGAGACCAGUGAUGAGUUGGCUGUAGUGCCGGGCAACAUUGUCUUCGUACUGCAGAAGGGUGCCGACAACUGGGCAUCUGUGGUCUUCAAUGAAAGAAGGGGACUUGUUCCGUACAAUUACCUGGAACCUUUGGAGAUCAACUUGGCUUCUAAACAGAAUGAGGGAAGAUCUCAGCCUCCGGGUCGAAAACCACCGACCAGACCUGAAAGGAAACAAGGUCUUACUCCUAGUGGGAACAGCAGUGGAGUCACAAAACGAAAGGAAGAACAAAAACGGCCUACUGACAACUCCUAUAUUGUCAAAGUCCGUUUCACGUUCACUUUUGCUGUGUCAGUACCCCCCGGGUCUCCCUAUGCAAUACUGAUUGACAAGAUCAGUAAGAAACUGAAUCUCCCUCCCACUGCAAUCACCUUGAGUUUAAGCUCCAAGGCGACAGACCAAAGUGUAAUCAACGCCAGCACAGAAAUGGAAAGUGUGUGGAGUCGUGCCAGCGGGGUGCACAUCACCUUGUGGUGUAGCACCACAGAGCGAGCUGAUGGAAAACCAGAGAGCAAGACUCACUUCGUGGCCCUUCAUUCCUACGUGUCGCCAAAUCCAGAGGAUCUCAGUUUCCAUCAGGGCGAUACAAUCACACUACUCUCGAGAAUAAACCAGGAUUGGUUGGAAGGGCAGUGUAAUGGGAACACUGGUAUAUUUCCUGCAUCGUUUGUGGAAGAAGUUCCCGUCAAUGGGCAGUAAUGCAAAUAAAGAAAUGUAAACAGAAAAGAUAUGAAAGGCAGUUAAGUGUCCAAAGCUGAGAACUAAACCCCAUUUUAGAAUCAACUCCAUUUGAUUAAUCCGGGCCUACAUUCGUUUAAUUAAUUUAUAAAUUAAUGAAAUAAAUCAAAAUACAUUUGGACAAGUGGGACAGGUUGUAAUGUUUGGACAAAAAAGCCAUAGGUUUAUAGAUUCUGUGAUGCAGUAAGUGAGGUGAUAAUAAAGUGAUAUCUGAUAUUGAUUUAAUAAAAAUGUAUCAUUACUUACAGCUUCCAGUGAUUACAAGCAAUCUACAUUUAAUACCUGCAGGUGCGAUGAAAUACUGUGUUGAGUUAAGUUAUCAUGGAGACGUUCCUUCGUCUUCGUAGGCAAUAGCUAUGCCUCUCCUGCCCUGGACCGCCUUCACAACAGGCGUCUGUCCCAACCGCCGCUCUAAGCCCCGCCAGCUGCGCUCUGCCAGGAACGAUGCUAAGAAAGCACAAACGUGUAGAGGAAUCAUUUAGAAGUGGGUUUGUGCAAGACUAACAAAUUAAGUGUUUUUGUUGUUUGCUCACAUGCAAACAAUAUAAGAGUUAUUGUGUGUGCAAAGCUUUUUACAAUAAACUUAAGGAUGUAUGGAA
Molecule: messenger RNA, 2192 nt
Organism: Etheostoma spectabile (orangethroat darter)
Lineage: Eukaryota; Metazoa; Chordata; Actinopteri; Perciformes; Percidae
Gene: ncf2
Product: neutrophil cytosolic factor 2
Exons: 15
Coding region: 58-1554 (498 amino acids)
Biological process (GO): superoxide anion generation
Molecular function (GO): superoxide-generating NADPH oxidase activator activity; protein binding
Source: RefSeq, a predicted model, not a curated record